CUUUGAACAAGCCCAAGGAGCAUCCUCGCAACGGUCGUUUACCUUCAUCCCCGAGAAGCAACCUGCAAACGAUCAAGAUGGUUCUGUCAGGAGUAAGGCCCGCCGGCAUGGCCACAGUCUGCAAGCUCAUGAAGGCGCAAGGCGCCCCUGUUCUUUCUAGGGGUUACGCUGUGUCCGCUGGGUCUGGUCUUUACGACAAGACCGCCAUGAACAUGUUGAUCAACAAGCACACCAAGGUUCUCACGCAGGGUUUCACGGGAAGGCAGGGUACUUUCCACUCCCAGCAAGCCAUCGACUACGGAACGAACGUCAUUGGUGGUGUCAAUCCCAAGAAGGCCGGAACCACCCACCUUGGUCUGCCCGUUUUUGCCUCGGCAAAGGAGGCUAUGCAAGAAGCGAAGCCCGAUGCCUCCGUCAUUUAUGUCCCACCACCAGGCGCGGCUGCGGCCAUCAUUGAGGCUAUUGAGGCUGAGAUUCCUUUGGUUGUCGCCAUCACCGAGGGUAUCCCUCAACAGGACAUGGUCCGCGUGAUGAAGGUGUUGAAGAACCAGGACAAGACCCGUCUCAUCGGUCCCAACUGCCCUGGUAUCAUCAAGCCUGAGGAGUGCAAAAUCGGUAUCAUGCCCGGACACAUCCACAAGAAGGGAAAGAUCGGAAUCGUCUCCCGAUCCGGAACCUUGACAUACGAGGCCGUCGCUCAAACAACUGCCGUCGGACUGGGUCAAUCUCUUUGCAUCGGUAUUGGUGGUGACCCUUUCAACGGAACCAACUUCGUUGACUGCCUGACCUUGUUCCUCAACGACCCCGAGACGGAAGGUAUCAUUCUCAUUGGAGAAAUUGGUGGUUCCGCUGAGGAGGAGGCUGCGGAAUUCUUGGUGAAGCACAACCAGUCCCGGGCGAACCCCAAGCCCGUCGUCUCGUUCAUUGCCGGACGUACUGCUCCACCUGGAAGGCGGAUGGGUCACGCUGGUGCCAUCAUCGCCGGUGGAAAAGGUAAAGCGGAAGACAAGGUUGCUGCUCUCGAGGCCGCUGGCGUUCAUGUUACCCCAUCCCCCGCCCAGCUCGGUGUCUACAUGGAGCGGGCCAUGAAGGAAGCCGGACUCGCAUAAGUUCUAUGUUGAAACCCUACUCCCGAUACCAACGGAGGAGAACGCAACAUCCGUUACUCCCGUCUCCCAUCAAAUCCAGGAUAAUAGCCGUAAAAAGGAAACCCGCAUUUACCAGAUCCUGUUCGGUUCAAUUGAUCUCUUCCCUUCUAUCUACGUUCCGCCUAUCAUGUUAUAUUAGAGAUUGAAAAAAAAACUCAUAUUGCAUCGUCCUUGCGUGAUUCCGGCGCUGAUUGUGAUUCGCCUCAUUACGCAGUUGCUGUGCCCAGAU
This is a messenger RNA of Fimicolochytrium jonesii, 1377 nucleotides long. Its product is annotated as succinyl-CoA synthetase-like protein. The record is from RefSeq and is a predicted model, not a curated record. Bases 78 to 1109 code for a protein of 343 amino acids. Lineage: Eukaryota; Fungi; Chytridiomycota; Chytridiomycetes; Spizellomycetales; Powellomycetaceae. Gene Ontology annotation, molecular function: succinate-CoA ligase (GDP-forming) activity; succinate-CoA ligase (ADP-forming) activity. The transcript is spliced from 6 exons. Gene Ontology annotation, cellular component: succinate-CoA ligase complex (ADP-forming); mitochondrion. Gene Ontology annotation, biological process: tricarboxylic acid cycle.